GGCCGCUUCCGCCGGAAGUGACGGAGCCGGAACCGGCCCGAGGUUCCCUCCCGCCAUGGAGAAGUUCGGGAUGAGCUUCGGGGGCGGCCCCAGCAGGAAGGAGCUGCUGGAGACCGUCGAGACGCAGAAGCAGCAGCUCCUGCGCUUCCAGGCGCGGCUCAAGGACGUGGUGUGCGCCUACAAGAGCCUCCUGAAGGAGAAGGAGGCGCUGGAAGCCAGCCUGAAGGCUCUCUCCUCGUCCCACCACCACGGGGACCCGGCGCCGCCGCCCGCCGCCCGCGGCUCGGAGCGGGGCUCGGAGCGGGGCUCGGACGGCGCGGGGCCGGCGGCCGGCGGGGACGAGGAGGACGCGGCUCCCCGGAGCGCGGAGGGCUCGGAGGGCUCGGAGGGCGCGGAGCUCUGCCCCGGCCCGGACUCGGAGCGGCGGCUGCAGCAGCUGAGGGCGCAGCUGGCCACGCUGACGGCCGCGCUGGCCACGGUGACGCGGGAGAAGUCGCGCAUGGAGGCCUCGUACCAGGCGGAGCGGCGGCAGGUGAGGCAGGAGCUGGAGGAGGCCGAGCGGCGCGGCGCCGAGCUGCGGGAGCUGCUGCUGCGCGCCGAGCGCGAGGAGCCCGGGGAGCGCGAGCAGCGGGCGCGGCGGCCGAGCCGGGAGCCGGAGGAGCUGCAGGGAGCCAGGGAGGAGAGCGGGAAGCCGGACCCCCGCGUCCAGGAGCUGCAGGAGGAGGUGGCCGCCCUCAAGAACCACUUCCAGCUGCAGCUGGUGCAGGAGAUGAAGAAGACGGCGCAGGCCGAGGAGCAGCUGCGGCAGCGCUCGCAGCGGGAGGAGCGGCGCGUGGCCGAGCUGGAGGCUCAGGUGUCGCAGGUGUCGGAGCUGCUGGGCACCUACGAGAAGGCCAAGCAGCGGGACCAGGGCACCAUCCAGCGGCUGAGGGAGCGCGUGGCGCAGCUGGACCUGGAGAACCGGAGCCUGGCCGCCGCCGCCUCCGCCCGCCCCCCGGGCGACGCGGCCGCGGAGGAGAGCGCGCUGGACGUCGCCGCGCUCAAGGAGAAGAUGGAGAAGCUGCGGAAGCUGCUGCGGGCGGCGGCCGGGAAGGGCCCGGAGGCGCCGGAGGAGCCGAGCCCGGGGGACGAGGACGAGGACAAAGCCGCGGGCGGGCACUGCCAGCAGGAGCCGAGGCAGCUCAAGGACGAGUUCGAGCGCUCCAAGGUGAGGGCGCAGCAGGUGCUCAAGAGCAAGGCCACCAAGGACGUGGGGCAGGCCGGGGAGCUGGAGGAGGCGCGGGAGCAGCUGGCGGAGCUCCGGGACAAGCACGUGCUGCUGCAGCUGGCGGCGGACGACGCGGAGGAGCGGCACCGGCGGGAGCUGGAGGCCAAGCGGCAGGAGCUGUCGCGGCUGCAGCGGCUGCACCGGCAGGAGCUGGAGCGCUGCCAGCUGCAGUUCCGGGAGCGGGCGCUGCGCCUGGAGGAGGAGAUGCACAAGCAGCGGGACCGGGCGCUGGCCGUGCUGGCCGAGAAGGACGGCGAGCUGGAGCGGCUGCGCGCCCUCGCGCCGCCCCGCGCCGCCCCCGAGGAGCUUCCCGGCCGGGAGCCCUCGGAGAUCCUGCCGCGGGAGCUGCAGCCCUGCCCGGGCUCCGAGCCCACCUUCUUCCUGUACGCGGAGCAGCUGGCGCGCAAGGAGGUGGAGAUCGCGGCGCUGCGCAAGCACAAGCGCCGGCUGGAGGAGCAGCUGCACCAGCUGCAGGGCCGCGCCCUGGCCGAGGAGGACCGGCACCGCCAGGAGGUGGAGGAGCUGCGGGGCCAGAUCCAGAAGAGCUGCCGGGACAAGAGCAGGGAAGGAGCCAACCUGGAGUACCUGAAGAACGUGCUGUACCGGUUCCUGACGCUGCCGGACGCGCGGGGCCGGCAGCAGACGCUCACGGCCAUCCUGGCCGUCCUGCACUUCAGCCCCGAGGAGAAGCUGAGCAUCGCCAAGAGCUCGGCCCACGGCUCCUGGUGGCUCCACGGGAAGAGAUGAGGGCGGGGUUUUAUUCCCCUUUUCCCCGAGAGCUCGUUGUUCCUGAGGGCCGGCCAAACCCUCGGGAUCUGGGCUCCGCUCGCUCGGUGUUGGGAGCGCUGAUCUGCAGCGGGGCCCUGCCGGCUUUUCCAGCCCCAGAGCCUCCGCGGUGGGGAUUCCAUCCGAGCCAGGACUUGAUCUGAAAAACGUGGAAUCGGAGACGCUGCUGAGCUUUUUGAAAGGUGGUUUGGAAACAAUGCCUGCCUGUCAGGAGCGGGAUUCGCUCGGAUCUCCAAGCUCCAGCCGCGCCGGUGACUCAGGAGAUGAGAGUGGGAGGCUGAAACGGCACCAGGCCGUGGAAGGCUCGGGAGGAUGGGGCUCAGUGCAGCAGAUCUUGGGCGUUUCCCCCUGAGGUUCUUUUCCAGAGCCAGAUUUAACCAGUGGGUGCAGCUCCGGGCUCAUCCGGGAGCUCAGGCUCUCCUUCCUUCCCAGGGAUCCUCUCUGGGUUAUCGGGGAUCCCAGGGAGGAGAAGGGAUCUCCCUGUGGAUGGUUCCCAUCCCGAGACACUCUGAGUGGGGAUCUGAGCUGCCAGGGACAGGGACAGGGAUCCUGGAAUGCCACAGCCACCCUGGCACUGACAGGGACAAGGACCCUGGAAUGACACAGCCACCCUGGCACUGCCAGGGACAGGGAUCCUGGAAUGCCACAGCCACCCUGGCACUGCCAGGGACAGGGAUCCUGGAAUGCCACAUCCACCCCAGCACUGCCAGGGACAGGGAUCCUGGAAUGCCACAUCCACCCCAGGGACAAGGACAGGGUUCCUGGAAUGCCACAUCCAUCCCUGGCACUGCCAGGGACAAGGACAGGGACCCGGACCCUGGAAUGGCACAGCCACCCCUGGCACUGCCAGGGACAGGGACCCUGGAAUGCCACAUCCACCCCUGGCACUGCCAGGGACAAGGACAGGGACCCGGACCCUGGAAUGGCACAGCCACCCCAGCACUGCCAGGGACAAGGACAGGGACCCUGGAAUGCCACAGCCACCCUGACACUGCCAGGGACAAGGACAGGGUUCCUGGAAUGGCACAGCCACCCUGACACUGCCAGGGACAAGGACAGGGUUCCUGGAAUGCCACAUCCACCCCUGGCACUGCCAGGGACAGGGAUCCUGGAAUGCCACAGCCACCCUGACACUGCCAGGGACAGGGAUCCUGGAAUGCCACAGCCACCCCAGGGACAAGGACAGGGACCCUGGAAUGCCACAGCCACCCCAGGGACAAGGACAACUUCCCUCCUUUCCUCCUUGGCUGUCCUGGUCCUGUCAGCAGCCAAAUUCCCUGGAUUCCCUUCUGCCCAGUGCAGCCCUUGGUGCCAAUUUCUCCUCCAGGAAAUCCUCAGGGAAAACGUGUCCCGGGCAGAGCCUGUCCCUGCUGGGGGCGGGACACGGCCGAGCCCCUCCCGGGGCGCAAUCCAGGGAUGUUCCCGGUGGGAACAGCGGGGUCCAGGUGCUGCCCUGGUGGGGGAGCUGCCUGGGAGCGGGGGAGUUUGUCCCGGGAAUGUUUGAGACGCUCCCUGAGGACAAAAGCGCUGGCUCAGCCCAGUCCCUGCUCCCAGUCUGGAAGUGGUGAAUCCAGGGCUGCCUCUGGAACGGCAGGAGCGGCUCCAGCUCUUUCCCUGGAGCCUUUCCCACAGCUCCAGAGGGAGGUGGAGCCUCCUCCUGCUGCUCAGGGGGGGAGCAGGGGGAUGGAUCUGCUGGAUGUUGGAACAUCCUUGGGUUUAAAAUGACCACAUCUGCGGGGAUGGAUCGCUGUCCUCCCUCUGCGCCCCGGGAUGGAGUGACCUGGAGCGGAUCCCAGCGGUGCUGGGGACCCGAGGGGUGACAGCUGGGAGCAGGGGGGCAGUGUGGGGACAGGAGGGACGAGGCAGGGUCCAGGAGCAUCCAGAGGAAGAUGAGGAAGCUGCUGCAGGGGAUCUUCUCCAGCUCCGUGUCGCUGUCACCCUCCUGCAGCUCCCGGUGCCAUUCCUUCCUCUGCUCCCUCCCUUUUUCUUCCCUCUCUCCUUUGAGCCAAUAUCCCUGAA
Messenger RNA from Hirundo rustica (Barn swallow), 4072 nucleotides. It is a transcript of the gene GCC1, whose product is annotated as GRIP and coiled-coil domain containing 1. Gene Ontology annotation, cellular component: Golgi apparatus. The transcript is spliced from 3 exons. The record is from RefSeq and is a predicted model, not a curated record. NCBI's taxonomy places the organism in Eukaryota, Metazoa, Chordata, Aves, Passeriformes, Hirundinidae. Bases 56 to 2014 code for a protein of 652 amino acids.